Actinia tenebrosa (Australian red waratah sea anemone) is the source of this 1755-nucleotide messenger RNA. Its product is annotated as protein disulfide-isomerase A6. Gene Ontology annotation, cellular component: endoplasmic reticulum lumen. Lineage: Eukaryota; Metazoa; Cnidaria; Anthozoa; Actiniaria; Actiniidae. The record is from RefSeq and is a predicted model, not a curated record. Gene Ontology annotation, molecular function: protein disulfide isomerase activity; protein-disulfide reductase activity. Gene Ontology annotation, biological process: response to endoplasmic reticulum stress.
UCCAUUUACAAUCAUUCACUUCACACUUUUUGUCCAGUCAGUCUUUAUUAUCUCUCUUCAAUACGUGUUUCUACUCCACUUUAUAAAGAAAUGCAGCUUAUUUACGGUGUAUAUUUAGUUUCUCUCGUGGCAUUGUCUAAUGCCUUGUACAGUCCAAGCUCAGAUGUUGUAGAACUUACGGCCAAUAACUUCAAUGAUAGAGUAUUAAAUGAUGAUGYUGUUUGGAUGGUAGAAUUCUAUGCACCUUGGUGUGGGCAUUGUAAGGCUUUGGCUCCAGAAUGGUCCAAAGCUGCUACAGCACUUAAGGGUGUAGUGAAGGUUGGUGCAGUAGACAUGGACGUCCAUCAAUCAGUCGGCGGUCCUUAUGGUAUCAGAGGAUUCCCUACUAUUAAGAUAUUUGGAGCUAAUAAAAAUUCACCUAAAGACUAUAAUGGUCCUCGCACAGCCCAAGGUAUUGCAGAUGCAGCCAUGAGUGCUGCCAAAGAAGCUGUAUCACAAAGAUUAUCAGGGGGUGGACGCAGUUCUGGUGGAAGUAAACAGGGUGGUGGUAGUGGGAAAAAGGCUGUAAUUGAACUGACAGACUCCAACUUUGAAAAAGAAGUUCUGAACAGUAAAGAUCUGUGGCUGGUAGAAUUCUUCGCACCAUGGUGUGGCCACUGCCAACGGUUGGCACCAGAAUGGGCAAAGGCAGCUUCRGAACUUGAAGGCAAGGUGAAGGUUGGUGCUGUUGAUGCCACUGUACACACAGUUAUUGCCAGCCGAUAUCAAGUCCAAGGCUACCCAACCAUCAAGGUCUUUGCCGCUGGAGUCAAAGAUUCCCAUAGUGUUGAGGAUUACCAGGGUGGAAGAACAGCAUCUGACAUUGUUCAGUUUGCUCUUGAUAAAAUGGCAGCAUCUAUCGAGCCUCCAGYGAUUGAACAAGCAAUAGAUACUAARACCCUAACURGCAACUGUAAUGAAAAACCAUUGUGUGUCAUUUCAUUCUUACCUCAUAUUCUUGAUUCUGGAGCUGAGGGACGAAACAAGUAUCUCUCUGUGCUCAAAGAAUUGGGUGAAAAAUACAAGAAAAAUUUAUGGGGAUGGCUUUGGUCUGAAGCAGGUGCUCAGCAAAAACUUGAAGAAGCUUUAGAAAUUGGAGGAUUUGGUUACCCUGCUCUUGUAGCUGUCAAUGCGCGCAAGAAGAAGUUUGCAACACUGCGUGGAUCUUUUGAUCGUACUGGUAUCGAUGAAUUCUUGAGGACUGUAGCUGUUGGGCGAGGAUCUACAGCUGCCUUAAAAGGUGAUUCUUUACCAGACCUUUCCACUAUAGAGGCAUGGGACGGUAAAGAUGGGCAGUUACCACAAGAAGAGGAUAUUGACUUGUCUGACAUUGAUUUAGAUGACGAAGACAAAAAGAAGGAAGAAUUAUGAAGAAUAAAGUAGUUGUUACUAGUACUUUUGAYAUGAUAGAUAGGAAUACUAAGCACUGCUCUAUAUGUGGGCUUCAACUUGUACACUUGUAUGACAUAUAAUAUGUACCAGAUUAUUAGAUUCAUCUGGUAUGGACACAAUUUUGUUACUGCUUUUUCCUAAUAUCUCAACAUAAAAAGGCAUCUUUCAUUAUAAUAAUAUUAAAAGUGGGUUAGUUAUACUAGUAUAGUGUAGAGUAAUUCUGCUUGUGGUUUUGCAUUUGCUUAGCUAAGGUACAUUGUGUAUUACUAAGUACAGAAAUCUGUUUUAUUCAAAAUAAAAAAAAUACACUUUUGUGAUAGUGAA